AUGAACGAUGUUCCAGCGGACGAUAUUCCUUGGCCUCAGCAGAUCAUUUCUGAUAAUGCAAGAGAUCCUGCCGUGACCUGCCCUAACUCAGACUGCCGACAACAUUUUCCAUCCAUUCAUGACUUGCUUUCUCACCUAAACCACCCAACUGAGACAUGCUGGCCGUCAGGAUCUGAAGGACACAUGGCCAAGCCUCCUGCAUUACGUGGAACCCGCAGACAUCACGAUGGGCAGUCUGGAGUCGAUGAGACCAUGGAUGAUGAAUUUAAUCGGACCGCUCAAUACCAUCCAUUAUCGGGCUAUGUCUACGGAGAAGGACAGAACAUAUUUCAGCAAAUUCAGAACGAUGAACAUGAGCCAAAACGGGUGAAAAAUAUGUACUGGCCCUUUCGCGAUCGUGGAGAGUGGUCACUCGGUAAAUUUUUAGUUGAGACCAUGACACAGACAGAGAUUGAUCGUUUUCUCAAACUGUCUUGGUUCGAUGUGAAAGAUAAGCCCGCAUUCUCGAGUGCUCGAGAACUAUUGUCCUGGAUGGACCUUUUACCUCCCGGGCCGAAAUGGCAGACCACACAGUUUGAAGUCCAGGGGUACACCACUGCCGCUCCCAUUCAUCUAAUAUGGCGUGAUGGCCUUGAAGUCGUGAAGAGCCUCUUUGGAAACCCUAUUUUUGCUCAAAAUAUGUCUUUUGACCCUCUGCAUGAUCAGCUGCCUGAAGGGGCGACUAUCGUGCCCAUAAUAGCUGCAUCAGACAAAACACCAGUCACAAGACAGACGGGCGGUCUGGAAAUGCACCCUCUUUUCCUCACUAUCGGCAACAUCGACUCUGACGUUCGUAUGAAGGCUACAUCCCACGCUUGGCGAUGUGUGGCGUAUAUGCCAAUCCCAAAGUUUGAAACACAUCCCGAUUAUCAUACGAUUCUGAAGUCGCGUGUCUGGCACAAGUGUGUCGACUUAGUCUUUGCCGGCUUAAAAGUCACAGCAAAGGUCGGCGAGUUUAUGCCUGACCCCUUCGGUGAACUUCGAUAUUGCUUUACCCCUCUUGUCGCUUGGAUCGCAGACCUUCCAGAACAGUUGAUGAUCGCCUCUGUGUCAAAGAACGCUUCCCCCAUCACACUGGCCACUCACAAGCAAUUCGGGGAUGCCAACCGUCACGAUCCUCGCACAGCAGAGCAUACUCUGGAGCUAUUGUACAUUCUCAGCCAGUCAAUUGACCCAUGGAAUCUUGACCGGUUCCAGAAGAAGUCAAAGGAGCUUCUCCUUCUAGGCGUUCAUCUUCCAUUCUGGCGCGACUGGCCACUUACCCAGGUUUCUAUUUUCCUUGUCCCUGAAAUCCUUCACACCCUGCACAAAUUUUUCUUCGACCAUCUGUUGCAAUGGUGUAAAGAAGUGGUUGGAAAUGACGAGCUCGACGCACGCUACAAGAGCCACCACAAACGUAUCGGCGUGCGUCACUUCUCUUCUGGGAUCUCACAUGUGGCACAGAUGACUGGACGAGAGCAUCGUGAUAUCCAGCGCACCAUCGUUGCCAUGAUUUCGGGCGCUGCUCCUCCUGAAUUCGUGCGACCUAUUCGUGCUCUCAUCGACUUCAUGUAUCAAGCACAGAACCCCAUCCAUACGGAAUCAAGCAUCGAAGCAAUGCAAGCGUCACUUAACGAAUUCCACAAUUGCAAGGUGGCAAUCCUGGAAGCUGAAGCACGUCGGGGGAAAAGCAACGUCAAGGAGGAUUUCUACAUACCAAAACUCGAACUCCUUCUGAGCUUCGCGGAGGCCAUUAGGAACAACGGUGGACUUGUUCAGUUCACUGCGGAUGUUAGUGAACGGCUUCUAAUCACACAUUGCAAAAGCCCGUUCACGAGAACGAGCAAACAGAAAGAUUUCGGGGAGCAGAUCGUCCGCAUCCUUGAUCGUGAAGAGCGGAUGCGGCAGUUCGAUCUAUAUCUCCUCCUUCGCCAACACAACCAAGCUCUCAUUAAUGCCGUUGUCGAUGAAGAUGAAGAAGUAUGCGCCACGGACCCGACAAUGGCAUGGGUUUCUCGUGUCGCCCCCAACGAACAACAUCAUUUCAGUGCCCCCAGGCCCAUACGCAAUCAUUUUACCAAGGGCAUCCUCUCCAAUAGUGCCAACGCAGCGCUUACCGUCACUCGCUCUCCUGAUGGCUCAAAUCUCAGCUGGCCUGAUGUGAUGCACACCUAUGGACUCCCUGACCUUCGUCACAAGGUCACAGAAUACAUUCAGCGAUACACAGAUGAUGUCGAAGAGUGCUUCCAGAUGUUUAGUGCCAUCAAGGUUUGGUCCAAGUUUCGUAUCCAACUACAUUCGACAUUUCGCCCAUCAAUCAUCAUGCCCAGCCAAGCUGUCCAAGCCGAACCGCCAAGUGAUGCAUUUCCAUCUGGAAAUUGUGAUGCGAUUUUCUUAGACAUGGAUCAAGGCGCAAAUAACCCUGGUUUUUCAGUUGCUCAAGUUCGCAUUGUAUUCCAGCUGGCUCCACCCCGGCGCUCAACUGCAAAACUUCCUGACUUCUUGUCGCACCCCCUCCUCUAUGUCCAACCUUUUCGUAUCGUAACAACCCCCGAGGAUCUAGAGGACACUCGAUUGUGGAAGCUCGAGAGGGUCUAUGCACCUGAAACGCAGCCCAAAACCCGCACCGGGUUUGUCAUUCCCAUAACAGAGGUAACACACCCUGCGGAGUUGGUCCCGGUGUACGGAGAAAAGGUUGACCGUUCCUUGACUUUAACGACGUCUCAAGAGCACUAUGACCACUUUUAUCUCAACCGUUAUGCGGAUAAGGAGAUGUAUAACGCGUUGCAUGAAUCAUUGGACACUGAGUAUACUCUUUAG
Messenger RNA from Suillus plorans, 2838 nucleotides. RefSeq lists its product as uncharacterized. The transcript is spliced from 4 exons. NCBI's taxonomy places the organism in Eukaryota, Fungi, Basidiomycota, Agaricomycetes, Boletales, Suillaceae. The record is from RefSeq and is a predicted model, not a curated record. Bases 1 to 2838 code for a protein of 945 amino acids.